Molecule: messenger RNA, 6218 nt
Organism: Calypte anna (Anna's hummingbird)
Lineage: Eukaryota; Metazoa; Chordata; Aves; Apodiformes; Trochilidae
Gene: ITPRIP
Product: inositol 1,4,5-trisphosphate receptor interacting protein
Exons: 3
Coding region: 360-2009 (549 amino acids)
Cellular component (GO): membrane
Molecular function (GO): protein kinase inhibitor activity
Source: RefSeq, a predicted model, not a curated record
ACAAAACUGUCCCAGCCCUUGCAUUUAUGUAGCUGCUAAUUUGACGCUAAUCCAUUUAAAAGGAGAGGGCUGGUGGGUGAGGAUGGAGUCAGAGGAGGGAGGUCCUCACUUACCUCUAUGUCUGCAACACUGGCAGAGCUGCCUGUGAUUCCCAUGGGAGAAGCAGUGCUUUAACUCUUCCCUGAUCACUUCAAAGCUGAUUAUUUCUAGUCUCUUGAGCUUUUCUGACCACUAUGUUAGACUUCCUGGCUGUGCUUCCGUGGUGGGUGACUGAAUAUAGUCUUCUCUGCAUCACAGGGGUGGAAGUAAUGUGAAGUUUAUGAGCACCUGCAAAAUCGUGUAGCAGGGAAGGAACUGCCAUGCCCCUGGGAAUCUUUCGGGUGUGCCUAGUGGUGAUUACAGCGAUUGUCAACCACCCACUCCUCUUCCCCAAAGAGAAUGGCACUGUCCCCGAAAACUCGAAAGAAAUCAUCCAGAAGAUGAAGGAGCGGGAGGAGAGCCUUCGACUGGAGAAGCUGCGCUUGGAGCGGGAAAUUGCAGAGCAGGAAACCACACAGAAGGCUCUGGAAAAGGCUGCAGAGGUGGUGGAGGAAAGCAAAGAGGAAAAAGGCUGCUGGGAUAUGUGGACUGCCCUUUCCAUGGUCAUCUUCCUGCUGAUCGAGCUCUGGAGGCAAGAUUUCCAGGAAGGGAACUGGCAGGACACAGGAGGGGAAGAGGAUGACAUGGCUGUGCUGGGGAAAGCAUUUAAAGGUGUGAUGUUCCCUGACAAGGCUGUCUUGGCCACCUUCUGUGAGAAGCGCAUCCUGGGUACCACCGGAGACAUGGCCAGGAUGAGGGAGAUGGUGGAAGGCUUUGCAGAUGAUCUGCUGGAGGCCUUGAGGAGUGUUUGUAACCGGGAUGCUGACAUGGAAGUGGAGGACUGCAUGGGUGUGGGGAGCAUGUAUGAGAAUUGGAGAGUCCGUAAACCUUUUGUCUGUGAUCUGAUAGUGCCUUUUGCCCCCCCAGAGCCAUACUGUUUUCGGUCCCAGACCUGGUGUUCUGGCGACUCUUUUCCCCCAGAUAAACAAGGUUAUGGCACUAUUGAGGUAUGUAGGGCAGAUGAGGAUGUGACAGGGUGCAUCUGUGACAAGACUAAACUGGGAGAAGAUAUGCUGUGCCUCCUGCAUAGCCAAACCAAUACUACCAAGCCCACCAGUGAAAUGGAAGACCUCCUUUGCUUCAAAAAUAGUCAAUAUCUGGAUGCUGACCAAGUUAUGAAGUGGUUCCAGAUUGCAGUCACCAAGGCCUGGAACAGAAUUUCCCACAAGUAUGAAUUCGACCUUUUCUUUAGCCUCUUGGACUCACCAGGAGCCCUGAAGAUAAAAUUCAGGUCAGGGAAAUCAAUUUCCUUCAACCUCACCCCUGUGGUGCAGUACGAGAAUUCUGACGUUUACUUCAUCUCUCAUUUCCCUCGGAGCAGCCUGGGAGGAGAUAUCCCCUCCAGCACUCACUGGUUUGUCACUUUUGCAGUUUAUGAGAGGAGGUUCAUCCAGCUGGUGUCCAAAAUGCUGCCUGCUAAUGCCUGCCAUGUGAGCUGCCUUCAGAUCCUCUCCUUCCUCCACGGGAAGCAGUGCAGCCUCACAGGUCCAAGCGGGCUCACCAACUACCACCUGAAGACAGUGCUGCUGCAUCUCCUGCAGGCACGUGCCAGUCAGGACUGGGCCCCAGAGAACUUGGAAGCCCGUCUACAGGACAUGCUGAAAUACCUGGAGAAAUGUUUGCAUGAGAAGAAACUCUACCACUUCUUCAUUGGCAACGGGAAGGUACCAGCGGAGCUGGGCUUCCCCAUCAUAUUCCAGAGGGCUGAGCCUCUCAACCUGUUCCGUCCCUUUGUGCUAUGCAGAGAGGUUUACAGGAAGACAGUGGACACUUUCCACGAGAUGCUCAGGAACAUGUCUGCACUGAUAAAUGAGUACAUGGUGCAUAUUCCCCUUGCACACACAAAUGGGAUUCAUAAGGAAUCCCUUUAACCAAAGUCAGCAGGAAAAGACUUGUUCCUCUAAGUACAAGCCCAGAGGGAAGCUAUCUGAAGCAUCCUGGAAACAACUGACUUUGCCAGUACAGCUUCUUGUCUGCAGCUGAACAGGUUUCUGGGUCGUGGUUUCUGCAGUAAGGGAAAGGGAUAGCAGGAUAGAGGGAGGAUAGGGAGAAACUGGAAGAUGUGGUAAGUUUCUGCUCCACUAGUGUGCUGGCUGGGUUUUUGCAGCUAAGAAUAUAUUUUUCUAUUGUGCCUCGGUCAUGCUACGUUGGUGGUGAGCAAUAAAUAUGACUAAUUUAUUCAAAUGCCUGCAAUGCAAAUGGUGGUGGCAGCCAAAUAGUUCAUUUCCUUUGGAAGGGGGAGAUAAGAAAAGGGUAGUGGAGUCAAAGGCCAGAUCUUGGGAUCUCGGGAGCCUGUCUGUUUGCAGACAGCAGGAGCUCUGAAACCAAUGGGAAGCACAACUUAAGAUUCAGUGCUGAUGUGUUUGAGGAGGGUCAUGCACAAGAUCUGAACUCAGUGGAGAUUCUUCAAACAACCACACCUCUUUAAUCGAAAGGUAACUGUGGUUAUUAAAAAAAUCUUCAUGCUAGGACUUGCAGCAGUAGUUUAAGUGGUUUGUCUUUCAAAAAGACACCCUGGCACCCUUCACAUUUCUCCUCCCAGGGGAGGAUGUAGCAGAGCAGACAGAAAGGUCUGUGUCUCCAGACCAUUUCAUUGAAGUCUUCCAUUUUCUUCAUGGUAAUAUGUCUAAUGGUGUAUAUUCCUCACCAUUUUCCAUAUUCCUGGCCACAGAUAAAAGAGGGAAACACCAUUAUUAGGUUCUGGAAUUUUUGUUUGUUUGUUUUCCUUGCAUUGGGUCACCAAGACUGAGAACAGCCAAUGGAGAAAGGACUGCUACAGGUUUUGCUUUUAUAGAAGACACAGUUCUCCAAAACUAUUUCAACAGUCUGAUAGCAGGAGGGAACAGUCCCUCCAAGUGAGAGUGUGACUCUCCCAGCAUAGUUUUAAUGAGGCCAAGGAUGGCUGAGUUAGGAGGAGGGGAUGAAAGAGGUGCAUGUGUAGCAGAGCUUGGCAGUGCUGUCUCUGAAGCUUCCUUCCUUGUGCUCUGUGUCAAAUCCCUUCUGCUCCUAGGUACCCAAGAGCUCCCUGUUUGCCUCCUACAGGGUCUCCUCAGUCCUUUUAAAGACUGCUGCUCUGAUGAGUCUCUGAGGAGCUGCUAGCAGAACAAAAUUUGCUGAGUUGGGAGUGCAAAUGACAGCUUCUGCAGGCUUUCAAAGCAGGGGAGAAUCUUGAGUGGGCUUCCCAGCCCUGGCAAGGUGGCUUUGCUGGAGGAGGUGGCUCAGUUGCCCUCCUUCCUGUUUUUCAUGCAGGAUCCAAGCUCGGGUCUUAGUGCAGAUCUGGUUUGUGGUACUGGAUGCCUGGCCUCCAUUGGCAAGAGGCCUUUCCUACCAUUUUUGCACUGGGAUUUCCUGCAGUGUUUUAUACCAGGGCUUCUCUAAAUCCCAUUUACAAGAGAGUAGUUGUCCUGGGUGAUGACACGCAUCAGGGAUGAUAGUUUCAUGACUCCACUUUCAUCAGUCUUCUCUAUCAGAUAAAUCAGAAAGUUUAAUCCUGUAUCACUGCUAGGGACAGCACACAGCAUGAGGUUUAUCAUCCAGCCUGUUGAUAAGCAAUGGUAAAAACUAUUUCAUCACUUCCUUGAAGUCUGCUCUUGUCUGUGCCCUCACCACUGAGGGACUUCUCAUGCACAAAGGCAGAGAAAGUUUCCACAUCCUGUUUAUUAGAAACCACAGGUGGGGACAGGGAACUUUGCUCAAAUUGCUGCCACCCUGGCUUUUAUUAUCACAGCUAUAGGGUGGCUAAAUAAUAUUUCCAAGCCAAAACUAAGGGUUAGGAAGCCAAAUGGAAGGGAAGAGGCUGAUGAGUAAUGCCAGUAGAGAAAAGUCUUGCUUCAUCAGUGCUUGCUUCACACCCUUGGUGGUAAGUGCCUGGGAGAUUGCCAGGGCUGGCAGAGCAACAGGGCAGGAUUAAUUGCUGACGCUAAUGAGUGCUGUAGGCCCCUGGAUUUCAUUAACAAAACCAAGCAAGCCGUCCCAAGUAGGAAAGAGGGCAGUAGCAAUCUCAGGGGACAUGGCAAGCAGGUACUGACAGGCAGAGUCAGGGAGGAUGAAUGAGUACUGGAGCCUGGAGGCUACAUUGGAAGCUGGGUAAGUAGUUUGCAAACCCAAGCAAUUUGCCAUUUUUACCUGCCUAGAUUUACUGCAGAGUGCCUGUAGCAGAUCCAGCUUUGCAUAGGCUGCUGGCAGGCAGGUCACGCUGAAGCAGUUGUGGUCAGAGUUACUUCUAAAUGUGUUCUUAGACCAGCCAGAGAGAAAUAACUCCUCUGACAUUUCCUGUUAGGAGUCUAAAUUUAGCCUGUCCGAAGAACCGCAAAAAAUUUGCAUACCAAGUCUAUAAGGAAAUUACAUUCAGGGUUGAAAAAUAACUUUUACAUAAGGCUGUGCAGGGGGAGAAUGAUCAGAAAAGGCUGCUGAGCAGAGUAAGGUAGCUUCCCUGUUAAAAUGUCAGAACACCAGUAACUGUUACAAUCCUACAGGCUUGUAAACAUGUCUAAACUCAUCUUUACACAGCUCCAAGAACUACUGUUCAGACUCAAAGGAAAACAAAACUGAUAAGUGGAUUGAAUCUUUUAUUUUUAAUUUUUUCCAUUAAAAAUGAAAAAUUUAAUUUCUCAGAUCAAACUGACCUGAAGUGUUCCUAUGGGGUUUUGUUGAACCCAAGCUGGAGCUGAACCAAGGAAUUUAUAGAUUUGACUUCCCUGAAAGCAAAUUGCUUGGCUUAAUUUUCCUACAUACAGUAUGCUCAUUUUGCCCUGAGCACCUUUUGAAAGAUCUGUUCUGUGCAUUUAGGCUUUGAGGGAACCCACUCAUCCCUGUCCAGGGGAAGUGCUCUGUGAUUAUAAGCUGUGUUCCAGCAAGCCUCGGGGCAAAGGUAUUCUUUGUAAGCCAUGUACCAGUAUAGAUACCAGAGGUACCUAUAUGUCCCAUCAGAGGAAGUGCAAGUACAGUGCUUCUCUGAAUCAUGCCUCUGCACUGGUACAAGGAGGCCACGAUGUGUAGUACAUCAUUCCUUGAACUACCUUGUCUCUCCUGUAUUAAAUCAUUGUCCACCAAGUAUUAGCCCUAUCAGUUAAAGGCCACACUUAAAUUUUGUAAACAGGUUUGUAUGAUAGUUCAGUUCCAUCAGCUGCCAGCCCACAAAAAUGUCCGAAGACAUUUUAGUGCUGCUCAUGUUUAGUUCUGCUUUGACUGAAGUCUGGCUGGGUGUUUUUAGGAAGUAUCUUUAAAGGGUGGGAGUAGAGAUGGGUUUUUGUCAUUUAUAGUGAGUACUGUUCUUUUAAAAUCAAACAGUGCAUGACACGUGAGUAGCAAACACACACCACAUAUCUUUGAUAGUGCCUGGAUCUCUGCCUGUCUCAGACCCCUUUCUUUUGUCUUAGUGCUGCUCUUGCUAUUUGCUAACGAGAUGAAUUUAACAGAUGAACCCCUAUUGCCUUCUUCUAGUUUCCAGCCACUCCCUCCACCGUCAGCUUGUGGUUUUAAUAUUUUAUUACAGGCUCUGUCAAAGCCAUGGAAUUAGUGGUGGUUUGAUGGCAGCCACUGAUCCACAACAUAGCCUUAGGACCCAUUUGCCUUUAGGAAAUAUCUUGGGCUGAAGUUAUUGCUGUUCAGGAGGCGAGUGUCUUCUAAGAGGAGCAGGUGGGAGCUCAUUCUUCAGUACGUGGCAGCCACAGAGUGUGUGGCUUAUCUCUCUCCAAGCUGCUCUGUAGGUAGGUCUUAGGAGGGUAUAAAGAUGUAUUUCAGAUAAACUUUAUCCAGUAUUCAAGCAGCAGGAUUUGGCGUUCGUUUGUUCACUGGAUGUUUUUAAUGCAAAGCCUUUGCAAACUUUCUCUGUGGUGAGGUCAUUAGACUUCUACUGACCUGUGACAGCUUAGCUGCUGGUCAUUGAGAGGUUAAUUCUUAUAGGAUCCUACAUAGCAAAGUUCUUUAUUUAUUUGUGGCUGAAAUGGGCAAUAAGAUCAAAACUCUCCUAACAAAGGUCUUCCUUGUUUGACAAUGCUGUACUCAAACCACUGCUUUUAUAGCAGGACACUGCUGAAUUUGUAUAGAUCUUCUCAUGCAGUUUUAUUUAUAAUAAAGGA